AUUAGCUGUCAAAAUAAUUCUUCUUUCAUAAUAUUUUUAUUAGCAACUAAAAUAUAAAUAGGUAAUACUUAUGUUCGUUGUUUUCUUUACAGGUGAAAAAAUAUAGAUAAAACACAUAUUUACAGAUGAGUUUCUUUAGAAUAAUAGCAUACACAUUAUUGAGUAUUGAUUUAAUACACUGCCCUUUUUCAUUUGUCGGCUACCUAAGUGAAAUCUACAACUAAGACAUAUGUGAAUAACACCUAACUUCAGUUUAUUUUUAAUUAACGAAACCAGCAAUGGAUAUAGAUUCUGAAAGUACUGUAACAUCUUUGGAAGAUAAUACGGAAAAUUUUUGUGAUAAUCCUACACGAGAUACCCUCGCUGAGGGUUUAAUGGGACUCAUAAAACCUACAGUAGAUCAAUUAGAUGAAAGAGUUCGUGCAACAAGGAUCUCUCAAUUGGAACUCAAACAAUGCAUUGAAAGUCUCAGUGAAGAAUUGAAGUCAAUUUCAGAAACUCAACAAAAUACUGUGGACUUGGAUAUUUACGUUAAAAAACUUGUUAAUGCGAAACAAAGAGUGAUAGUACUGACGAACAUUCUGCAAAGUACACAGGAAAGAUUAACUAAAGUGCAUAAUAACUUGGAUAAAGAGAUUUUGAAGAGAAAGGCGGCUGUAGAAAAUAUCGAAGAACCACAAAAUAGUGUAUCAAGUUAAUAUGAGCCUUCAUACACCAAUUUAUAAUUUAGAUCAAUUUCCUGAUGUGUACAUUCCAAGUGAGGACACAUUUUUGUUUUUAGAUGCAAUUGAAUCUGACUAUUUAUAUCUAAAAAAUUUGCAACCUAGCAUUGCAAUUGAGAUAGGCUCAGGUAGUGGAGUCAUUAUCAGUGCAUUACACCAACUAUUUCAAAAAUCUUGCUCAUAUUUUGCAACUGAUAUAAAUCAACAAUGUUGUUUAGCUUCUAAAUUAACAAGUACAUUAAAUAAUACACAUGUGGAAUGUAUCACAAUGAACCUUUUACAUAAUUUUCGGAAAAAUAUGUUUGAUGUGAUAUUAUUCAAUCCUCCCUAUGUAGUUACAGAACCAUGUGAAUUAUCUGGGGAAGGUCUGAACCGUUCCUGGGCAGGAGGGUGUAAUGGUACAGAAAUUACAAAUGAAUUACUACAAGCUUUACCUGACCUACUGUCUGAAAAAGGUGCUUGCUACAUUGUUUUGUUAAAGGAGAAUAAACCAUUAGAAAUAGUGAAAUAUAUGGAUGCUUUGGGCUUUAAAAGCCAAAUGAUUAUGCAGAGAAAAAUACCAGGAGAACAUUUAUUUGUUUAUAAAUUCUGUAGAUUAGAUUUUUAAAUUAACCUUUCAGAUGGAACAUUUUUUUCACAGAUAUGGGAAUUUAUCUCCUUUUUGGUGCAUUUAUUUACCCCAUCUUAUUUUUUUUGUUAAUUAGCACCUAAGGCAGUUCAUAGAUAAUUAAUAAAACAAUAAGAGAAUCUUUUAAUCAUAAAAUUAUUUAUUCUUUAAAUAGAAUGUGGAACAUAAUUGCUGACUAUCAAUUAAAUACAAGAGUUAUAAUAUAAUACAAUAAAAAAAUGAUUUUUUAAAAUUUUCAGUAAUGAAAUAGUUCAGAAAUAUAUAAUUUUGAAUAGUUAUUACAUACAAUCAAAGUUACGUAUGAAAAAUCAUAUGUUGGUAAAUGAUGUCCAUGAUACCUGAGAAAAAUCUAUUUCAGUUAAUGUGCCAAGGGUCAGUUAGCUGAUUGGGGUUAAACCAUGAGAACUGAUAAGGAAUUUUGGCUAUUUUUUAUGGGGUCACAACCAUUGGUGUUACAAUAAUAUUGUGGAAUGUAAACUGAUGCAUCUGAAAUAUAUUGCUAACUUAUUAACAGAGUGAAUCAAACAUACAACCUAGUUUUUAAUACUGCCGUUUGGUAUUCAAAUGUUGAGAACUAUAAUAGUUCCUAAUAUAGAUACAUAAUGCAAUUGUACUUUUAAAUACACUCCACUCAAGACUUUGACCCUACGUGAAAAAAGCGAUGUUAUCAAUGCAGUAAAAAGAGGCAUGAUUUAGAGGAAUGCUUACUCAGUUAGUUCAAACAGUGUUGGGACAAAAACAUAAGUGUAUCUGGGACUAUCUUACGCGAAAAGGCAGAAGAAUUUUCAAAAUCACUGGGAUAUAGUUCUUUUCGUGCCAGUAACGAUUGAUUGAUGAAUUUUAAAAAGCGUCAAGAAAUUGUGUUUAGGAAAGUUAGAGGCUAAAGUGCAAGUGUCAAUAACGAGAUAUGUGAUGAAUGGAUAAUUGAGUUGCAAAGUUUAUUGAAGGAUUUUUUCACCCAAUACAACAUCUAAGCUACAUCCCUUAGAUCAAGCAAUAAUAAAAAACUUCAAAUCCGCUUACAGAAAGGAAGUUGUUAGGAAACUGGUAACAAAUAUGGAACAACAGUCAGCUUUAUCUGUGAAUGUAUUACAUGCAAUUAGGAUGAGAGACAAGGCUUGGAGAAGUGUAUCUAAAAUUACAAUAUUAAAAUGUCUUAAAAGCUGUGGAUGUCACAAGAAAAAGCUUCUGAAGAACCUUUUGAACCGGAAUAAAAAAAGUUAUUACAAUUAUAAUUAACACUGGUCGGUUUUUUUUGUAGUAACACAAAAAUAAAUAGCAUAUUGUGAUAAAAUGGACCUAUACAAAUACGAAAAUAUGAAAAAAAUAAUUGUAACACGUAAGGUUUUUUUGUUACAUUUUUAGAACCAUAUUGAUUGUUGAUCUACUGCCCGACUGUCCCUUAGACAAAGAAGACAGCAAUGUUUCGUAAACCAUCCCUAAAGUCCUAUUAAAAUUCCAAUCACCUUCAGGUCCCCACAUAUCUGCCACUUAUACUUGUAGGUAAUCUUGUCUAAAAGCAAAGGAAUAUUUACAUGUUUCUUUCAUCUUUACAGAAUGAGCAAUUGGUAUAGACGGUUUUUAAUUUCCUUUUUGUAAUAACACUGCUUUUGGACGAGUCAAUAAAUAGGCGUCACUCAUUGGGAUUAUGUUCAAUAUCAAGUUCCUUCAUUAGACCAUCAAUAUCCGUACACAUACACAACAGAGUUUCUAUGUAGAAUGCAGAAAAUGUUGCAUUUCUUUAUCUAAAGGUCGUAAUUUUUGUCUCUUUGGCUAACAAGUUCCAUUCCUUAAGACGGGAAGCAAGAAGUCACUUUGAAUGAUCAAAUGUGGUACUUGGAGUAAAAAUAGGGUCGGUACGUUGUUCUUCGAAGCUUCCUGAUGAUACGUUGUCUCCAGUAUCUUCUAAAACAAUAUUUUGCGGAUCUAAAGGCUCAAUCGGCACCGGUAAAUCUUCGUUAUGGGGCAAAUUUGGAUACUCGAUCUUGUACUUUUCUUUCUUAGAAUGACCUUCAGUCUUUGUUAGACAAAAAUAGCAGUCGUCAAAAUGGUUAGUAGUUUCCCGCCAUACCAUUAAAAUGCAUUCAUUCACUGCACCAAUGACACGCUACAACUAACCCAGCACACGUGGAGGGGCCUACUGCUUGUCUUGGUCUCCAACUAAAGUAUCAAAAUAUUUGAAAUAGGCAUUUUUCGCAUUUUCGGAAAAUGGCCUGGCUAGGAAAAUUUGUCGGGAGACGUUUUGCAACUGCGGUGCGUUUGAAUCGACAUUUUUGUCUUUAUAACCACUUUUUGCACUAUGAACAGAGAACUACUUACUAUGAAACUCAACAGAAUACUAAUUUUUAAUGUUAUUUUUAUGUUUAUUAUUCUCAAUAAUACAGUUCAGGUAUUUUUACGGUCAUAAAAUUUACCGUUAUUAACCGCCCCUUUAUAAAAUUACGUACCUGCUAAUGUAAACAGGGAUAAUUAAGCUAUUGAAAAGUGGUACGUGUUAGGGCUUAAUAAUAAUUUUUUUUAUUAUUGGACGGGUAUUUCCAUUUGAAAAAUAAAGGUCUAGCUUGUGUUACGAAAACCUUGUCGGCUAGUGUAAUUGUGCAUCAAACAUGUGAAACAUACAAUACUUACGAUUAAAAAUAAAAAAAACACAACACGUCACCAAAGAUCGAUCCAAAAUAAAUGUCAGGCCCUUCUCUCACGAAGCUAUUCAAAUACAACACAGACAACGUUAUUCUGUAUUUAUAUUAGAAGAAAACGAAGAUAUGAAGGAAGAUUCUGGGUGCAUCCGUACUUCGAAAAAAAUAUCAAUUGUAGAGCAUUUGUCCCUGAUAGAGAACUGCAUGAGAAUGACGACGAGAGGUUUAUAUCAUUCAUAUCAUUAUUUGAUGCACUUGUUAAUUCCGAAUAUUCACAAGAAAAGUACAGUAAUGAGAGAAUGCGUGACAGCUGAGGAAAAAAAUUUAAUAACACUCAAAAUAUUUAUUGAAACAUUAAGUUAUUUGCGAAUUUUCUAUUGACGAUGAUGUAGUAGGCGUAUCUUCCAAAAUAUCAUCUAUUAAUUGCAUUACAGCUCGUUUAAAUUUCCUCAUUUAUCUGUCAUACAUAGGUUCUGGAUCGGGCAAUAAGCUCAGCAAAAAUAUUCUUUUUGGAUUUAAUGCGUGAUGUUCAAUUGUUUCUGCCCUAGCUUCUUCAGCCUUAAAAUAAUCAAGAAUGCUUUUAUCCAUGGAGUUUUUUACCGCCUGACUUGCCGACCGUCUUUUAAUUUAAUUAAAGAAGCCUUUACUUAAGAGACCGUUACAAAUCGGUUAUGGGAUCACUUUACUUCAAAAACUAGGUCGAAGGAAAGGAAAGGAAUUUUUUCUUUGCAUUUUUUUACAAGGUUACGUAAUAGCACUACUUCAUUGUGAGAAUAAUUGCAUGAUCUUUUUUGUUCUUUGUUCAUUUUUGUAUAGUAUACAACUCUUUUAAACAAAUAUCGGAAAAUUUUCGCGCGAGUGACAACUGACAUAACAAUAUCUGGUUAUUCUUGGUUUAAACCACAGUUUAAGCCUUAGUUUGAUCUCCAGCUUUACCCUAGGUUGUAAAAUUGGCCCUUAAUCUAAAGGAACCUUUAGUUAAAGUGAAACCGGCCGUAACUAUGAUAUGCUGGUUGCUGUUUUAUUUAUAAUUAUUGUACAUUAUGAAAUCUGAAGAAAAAGUAAUAAAUAUUGUGUUCUAAAA
Molecule: messenger RNA, 5070 nt
Organism: Diorhabda carinulata
Lineage: Eukaryota; Metazoa; Arthropoda; Insecta; Coleoptera; Chrysomelidae
Gene: Snapin
Product: SNAPIN protein homolog
Exons: 2
Coding region: 279-698 (139 amino acids)
Biological process (GO): regulation of synaptic vesicle exocytosis; intracellular protein transport; lysosome organization
Cellular component (GO): synaptic vesicle; BORC complex; BLOC-1 complex
Molecular function (GO): SNARE binding
Source: RefSeq, a predicted model, not a curated record